Molecule: messenger RNA, 1794 nt
Organism: Wyeomyia smithii (pitcher-plant mosquito)
Lineage: Eukaryota; Metazoa; Arthropoda; Insecta; Diptera; Culicidae
Exons: 1
Coding region: 1-1794 (597 amino acids)
Molecular function (GO): RNA-DNA hybrid ribonuclease activity; nucleic acid binding
Source: RefSeq, a predicted model, not a curated record
AUGAUGCGAAGCUUUUUAACUCAAAGGUCAUUCCAAGUAACCGUAGAAGGACAGCUGUCUCGUGUACAUAACCUAGAAAAUGGAGUUCCCCAGGGCUCGGUGUUAUCUGUUACGCUGUUUCUCGUUGCUAUGCAACCCGUCUUCCGAGUAAUACCUUCUGGGGUCACUGUUCUCUUGUACGCAGACGAUAUCCUGCUCGUGGUGAAAGCGCAUAAAGACCGGCCAUUAUACAGGAAGUUGCAAGCAGCUGUGAAAGCCGUCGAUAAAUGGGCGAAAAGUGUCGGCUUCACAAUCUCUGCAGCCAAAUCCAGCACCUUCUACGGAAGUCCAAAUGUGCGAAGAGAACCCGUCAGCGAUAUCACCAUUGAGCGAGUACCUAUACCAAAAACAAACGUGCUGAAAAUUCUUGGCGUUAUGUUAGAUCGAAGCUUCAGAUUCAGUACACAAUGUAGGCUUACUAAAAAGAUGUGCGAUCUAAGGCUUAGAAUCCUGAAAAUUCUCGGAGCAAAACUUAACCGUGGACACCGUAUCUCGCUGCUGAAAAUUGGAUCAGCUAUCGUCACAUCCAGGCUUCUCUAUGGUGUGGGCCUAAUAACAAGAGGUAACCAAACUGCAAUACAGACACUAGCGCCAGUAUACAAUCGCAUGAUAAGACUCGCGUCGGGGGCAUUUGUUACCAGUCCUAUUCAUUCAAUUUUGGCAGAAGCAGGUACUUUACCAUUCAACCUGCUUGUGUUGCAAAGCACAGUUCGAACCGCAAUACGCAUCCUAGAGAAGGACUCCAGAAAUACAGAUCUACCUUUAGUUGAGCGAGCUAGACAACAACUGCUAGAUACGACCGGGGAAACAAUCCCAACGAUAUGUCUGCGAGAGAGAUUAAAUACCCGUGCAUGGAAUACCCCUCCCCCAUCUGUUGUGUGGGACAUCAAGCGAAGAGUAAGAGCUGGAGCCUCUUCCAGUACAGUACGUCCCCUAGUACAAGAGCUGUUGUCGAACCGUUUCCAACGAUAUACGGCCCUUUACACGGAUGGUUCAAAGUGCAGCGAGACAGUAGGCGCAGGACUUUUUGGCAACGAUCUGAUGCUCUCAGCUAGCCUUCCUCCACAGUACAGUGUUUUUUCGGCAGAGGCCUAUGCCAUCACAAUGGCACUGACACAGCAUACUGGUACAAAUCGUAUAGUAGUUCUAUCUGACUCUGCGAGCUGUCUGUCGGCACUUGAAGCUGGCAAAUCAACGCACCCGUGGAUUCAGAAAAUAGAAAGAUUAGCACAGAAUAAACCGAUUGAAUUUUGCUGGAUCCCGGGUCACGCUGGAGUCUACGGCAAUAAUGAAGCAGACCGAUUAGCUGGUGAAGCAAGAAACAGCGAACCACUACCACUAUCGAUCCCAGCAGACGAUGCAACAAGAGAAAUUAAACGCACAAUUCGACAACACUGGAACAGCCAGUGGUUCUCUAUGCGCGAUACUAAACUACGACGAAUCAAAUUUGAAACUGAAAAAUGGAAAGAUCGUGACAACCCUGGCGAUCAACGUGUCCUGACUCGACUCAGGAUCGGACACACGAGACUGACCCACAGCUUUCUCCUAGAAAAAACAGAACCACCAACAUGCGAAUGCUGUGGAACUAUACUCGACAUCCAACACAUUCUCUUAGACUGCAGAAGGUAUGAUGACGCAAGGCGAAAACAUGAGAUGGAUGGAAUGACGCUUAGAAGAGCCCUCAAUAAUGACAGCGCAACAGAAGAAAAAGUGAUCAAAUACAUGAAAGACUGUAAUUUGUAUAACAAAGUGUAA